AUGACUGAGUGUAAACUUGCUUUAAAAACCAUUGAUUGGGUAGCUUUUGUGGACAUCAUAUCCCAAAACAAAAAGACAAUUGCAAACUCCCUAAAGUCCUGGAAUGAGACCCUCCAUACCAGGAUGGCUGGGGAACCACUGGUGAUUAACUGGGCUUAUUACAAGGCCAAUGUGGCCAAGGCUAGCUUGGUGGAUGAUUAUGUGCUGGUGGAUGAUUUUGGAAAGAAGUAUAAUGCCCUGAACAUCCUGGUGACUGAGGGUAAAUACAUGGCCCUGGUGAACAAUGAGGAAAAGGAGGAUGUGAAGAACUGUGCUAGUUUGUGUCUGAAUCCUAGGUCAGGAUCCAGGAAUAUGAGAAGCAGGCUGGAGAACAUGAAGACCAUCUUUGAUCAGAUGACCCUUGAUCACUUGAAUGAAAUCUUCCCAGAAACCAAGCAAGACAAGAAGUAUCCAUACUGGCCUCAGCAUCCCAUUGAUAACCUGUGGAACAGGCCUGGAGAGAGUGCCAGCCCUGCAUUCCAAACUCUGGAUAUUAAAAUAAAACAUCUACAUAGUGAAAAAUAA
Messenger RNA from Phodopus roborovskii (desert hamster), 564 nucleotides. RefSeq names its product ATP synthase subunit d, mitochondrial-like. The record is from RefSeq and is a predicted model, not a curated record. Gene Ontology annotation, molecular function: proton transmembrane transporter activity. The coding region runs from base 1 to 564 and encodes 187 amino acids. NCBI's taxonomy places the organism in Eukaryota, Metazoa, Chordata, Mammalia, Rodentia, Cricetidae. The transcript has 2 exons. Gene Ontology annotation, biological process: proton motive force-driven ATP synthesis.